GCGUCACAGACUGUCAGUUUUCAAAAUGACGCUCUUGUCCGCGAGCGAUCAACGCGUCACUGAAUGCAACAUGAAGGACCGCACACAAGAGCUCAGACAAGGAAAAGACCCAGAAGAGGUGGAUGAGGUGGCCGUCGGUAUUGAAAAGGGUUUCAUGGACGAGUUCUUUGAGCAGGUAGAGGAGAUUAAAGGGUUCAUUGACUCUCUGGCAGAGAGAGUAGAAGAAGUGAAAAUAAACCACGGUGCCAUCCUGGCCUCUCCAAACCCGGAUGAGAAAACAAAAGCGGAUUUGGAGGAGUUGAUGACAGAUAUCAAGAACUUGGCUAAUAAAGUACGCUCCAAGUUAAAGAAUAUCCAACAGACCAUAGAGCAGGAGGAGGCACUAAACCAUUCAAAAAAUCCAUCGGCUGAUCUGAGGAUACGGAAAACACAGCACUUAACCCUGUCACGUAAAUUUGUGGAGGUGAUGACAGAAUAUAAUGCAACGCAGUCAGAUUACAGGGAGCGCUGUAAAGGACGGAUACAGAGACAGCUGGAGAUCACGGGAAGAAAUACGACAAAUGAGGAGUUGGAGAGCAUGUUAGAAAGUAACAACCCCUCCAUCUUCACUUCCGGAAUCAUCAUGGACUGCAACAUCAGUGAACAGGUCAUGAAUGAGAUUGAGACGCGGCACAAUGAAAUCAUCAAACUGGAGAACAGCAUCCGUGAGCUGCAUGAUAUGUUCAUGGAUAUGGCCAUGCUGGUGGAGAGCCAGGGAGAGUUAAUAAACAAUAUAGAGAAGAAUGUCAGCAGUGCACAGGAAUAUGUGGAAAAGGCCAAAGAGGAAACCAAAGCAGCUGUCAAAGUCCAGAAGACUAGCAGGACGGGAGAUAUGAUAGACCGUAUAGAGUAUAAUGUGGAUCAUACAGUGGAUUACAUUAAGGAUGCGUUGUUAAACACCAAGAAGGCUGUAAAGUACCAGAGUAAAGCGCACCGGAAGUUGAUCCUGAUCGGCGGGUGUGUGUCCAUCUGUCUGUUCAUCCUCAUCAUCUCUCUAGCCAUUGGAUUGAGCUAACAAGACCCUCCACUGUCUGUGCGCCGCUUGUGACAGACAGGAGCUCAGGACCAUCUGUGUGCAUACUGUUUUAUUUGAGAUUCAGCCGAUAGAUUCAGUAGAAAAAAAUACAAAUAAAUCAUAGACAUGCAGGAUGUGCAAUGUACUGAAAGAUGAAAUUAGAUGAAAUAGGCUACGAUGUACAGUGGCUAGAAAAAGUAUUCACUAUCUGUAAAGUUAUUGUUUUACGUGUCAAUUGACUUUUUCUGAAGUUAUACAUUAUAGAAAAUAUGUAAAGAAAGCAGACAGGACCAUUACCGUUUACAGAAGUGGGUGUGAAUUUCAGCCCAACACUUCCUAUUUAAUGUUCAAAAGGUGAGAGGUAGGAUGUAAGUAGCUAAAUAUUUCAUAUUUGAUGACCCAGAGUAACUAAAUAUUAAAUGUGAAUCCAGGAAUGCAAGCAAUUCAAAAGGAGCCGUUUUCAGCAGAUUCGGCUUGAGGUUAAAAUGCAUUCUUAUGCAAUAAAAUCUAGUUCUAGAUUUCUACCGUCUAUAUCCUACUCAAAUAUUGUGAUUCCAGACCCAGAUGUCUUCGCUGCGAUCAGUGGCUGGACUUUGAUUACACACAUAUGAUUGUCCGUUCUCCUGAAAGAGGACACUUUUCAUGUCAUCACCUGUGUUUGUGUUGUUAUGUACCGCUCUGUGUCACGUCUGCUCAGCACUGUGGCAUGACUGUAAAUGGUAAACAGUGUUAUGUAUUUACUACACUCCUAAUGUUCAAAAUAAUGCCGUCUUGGAGAGCAGUGUUGAGCUAAGUGUUGUUUACUCUUAGAAACUGGUGUUUUACAUUAGACGAUACUUACAUUAAGAUCACAACAGCAUAUGUUUUGUAAAUGAAUCUAUAUCAUGUUAAGUCAUAAUGAAUGAAACCCCCACAAUCCUCAAACUGCUCUCCAUGAAUCUUUAAACAUCUAAUGAUAUUUCUGCCUGGGUCUUCUUUUUUUCAUGCUGCCUGGAUAUCUUUUUUUUUUUUCUUGAACUCUUCCAAAUACAGAAGAAAAUCACAAUUAUUAUCUGCUGUGUGCUGCUUGGGAUCGUGGUUGCUUCUAUCAUCGGCGGUGUGUUGUCCUGAAUGACACACUUUCAGCAUGAUGUGUUUAGAGCGGAUCAUAAAGAGGAUGUUUGUUUGAGUCUGUGUGAGGCUGGACUGAACUACAUGGCUUGCAUAGGCAUCAAACCUGAGCAAAAGUCAUUUAGUCAGUUCAAGCCUUUAUUCUGGUUAUUGUACGUCGCUGUAUUUCCUCAAGAAUAAAACACAGGUCGCCUCUGAACAAAACUAAAUGUAUCAUCUGUCAUUGUGAUACUUUGAGGCUCUUUGAAGCAAACACGUUCUCUUAUUCUAUAGUGAUAAAGAGAAAGUAGUGUGUGUCGUUAUCAUAAAUGAACCACUAAUCUUUUAUUUAAAUUGAAAACAAUGAUUUCUGUUUGUUUUAUUCUGUUGUUGCAGUUCAAGGUCCAGUUUAUUCACACCUCUGAGAUUGUUUCCAGAUGUCUGUGUGCUUCAUUAAACAUGUGAAUGUCUAAAGCGAACAUGCAUUAGUCCUCUAAUUCACGCAUCUUAAAUUUGCUCGACAAAAACAUGUGAAAUGCGGUACUAAUGAUAACAGUCAAAUCAUUAUAAUCAAAUGUAUAGUUAGAUUGAAAUUCUACGUUCAAGAUCUAUAGCUUGGUCUGAUUUGUCAAUCUGCUAGUAUGAAUACAUUUCUGGGCCCAUGGUGCACAUAAUAUAAGAGAAAUGUGUCAUUCAUAAUCAACAGUUCGUAUUGUUUAUCAUAGACCAAUACAUUAGAGCAAAUUGUGCAUGUUGUAAAGCUUAUAUUGCACUUAGAAUUUGUAUUCAUUUCUUAAAUGUAUAUGUUUUGUUUGUAUAAAAGGAUGAAUCCCUUCUCUGAA
This is a messenger RNA of Carassius gibelio (silver crucian carp), 2985 nucleotides long. It is a transcript of the gene stx1a, whose product is annotated as syntaxin 1A (brain). The record is from RefSeq and is a predicted model, not a curated record. Bases 26 to 1054 code for a protein of 342 amino acids. Gene Ontology annotation, biological process: intracellular protein transport; synaptic vesicle fusion to presynaptic active zone membrane; exocytosis. Lineage: Eukaryota; Metazoa; Chordata; Actinopteri; Cypriniformes; Cyprinidae. Gene Ontology annotation, cellular component: endomembrane system; synaptic vesicle; presynaptic active zone membrane. The transcript has 11 exons. Gene Ontology annotation, molecular function: SNARE binding; SNAP receptor activity.